Molecule: messenger RNA, 952 nt
Organism: Stylophora pistillata
Lineage: Eukaryota; Metazoa; Cnidaria; Anthozoa; Scleractinia; Pocilloporidae
Molecular function (GO): calcium ion binding
Source: RefSeq, a predicted model, not a curated record
UGUCGUGUAAUAGAAUUUCCAAGUUACCUUUCCAUCGUUGGGAAACGCUUGAUUAAUCACGUGAUAAGAACCAUGUCGGACAUGGACCAGGACACAUGCGAGUGGCAGUGUUACCUGGAUCACAACUGCGUCAGCAUAAACUUACAGUUUGAAGGAACACAAAAAAACUGCGAGUUGAAUAAUUCAACUCAUUAUGAGCACCACGAGGACUUAAUCGCAGCACACGACCACUUUUAUCGUGGAACAGAAAAUGCUUGCGGUGGCUCACCCUGCAAGAACAAUGCAACUUGUCAAUCUGGUUUUACAAGCAAAAGAUAUCAUUGCCUAUGUGCACCUGGAUUUAUAGGCCAUAACUGCGGACUUGAAUUUUCAAUCAAUUCUGUGAUACUGUUGAACAACGAAGAUUACCUGAGCCAUCUCCAUCAAUUUCUUGUUCCAGCUGUUGGAAAUGCUUCUCAUUGGUUGCUGUGUUAUCGGGCUUCCCGUGAUUCGCAUAUAGAUCAAGACUUUCGCGAUCAGUGUAAGGGAAAAAAGGACACCAUCACCAUUGUAAAAGAGAAUGGCUUUGUAUUUGGUGGUUAUGUCGACAUACCAUGGGUGUCCACUCGCAAAUUUCAAUAUGGCGAGACACCCAACGCAUUCAUCUUUUCUUUACACAACAGCGAACAUUGUGGAGCUUUUAAAAGCACGAUAAAAAACCCAGAGAGGGCCAUCUUCGAUCACAUAUACCUCAGACCAACAUUCGGAACUGAUGACAUCCGAAUAGAUAGAAACGACCACCUCCAGUCAGUCGCAAAUUUUAGUAAUGAUUACUUUCUACCAAGUAAGGUCACUAUUCAAAACCCCCAAACCAUCUUGGCAGGUGUUCUACAUUUUAAGCCUGACGAGGUCGAAGUUUUCUACUUAGAAAAGAAAACCCAACCGUAGAACAAAAACGACUCUGAAUACAAUA